Messenger RNA from Lates calcarifer (barramundi perch), 3219 nucleotides. Its product is annotated as multidrug and toxin extrusion protein 1. Gene Ontology annotation, molecular function: xenobiotic transmembrane transporter activity; antiporter activity. NCBI's taxonomy places the organism in Eukaryota, Metazoa, Chordata, Actinopteri, Centropomidae. Gene Ontology annotation, cellular component: membrane. The record is from RefSeq and is a predicted model, not a curated record. Gene Ontology annotation, biological process: xenobiotic detoxification by transmembrane export across the plasma membrane.
AUCCUGCCCGAGUUCCCUGCACCUACCCUGUCCCAUUGUUUAUGCGCUGCUACACCACCUGCACAAGAACACACGGUGUAGCAUCGCUAUUUAGACUCUAAUUAGAGCAUACAGUGUAGACUGUAUAUAAAAUGUCCUGGGUACGUCAGAAGGUUUCCGUUUCCUCACGUUUCGGCGAGGCUAUCUGGAUGGACUCAGCAGUCUUAAAAACCCGUGACCCCUUCCUUUGACACAGACAUUCUUCAGCUUUGACGUUAACUAAAAGUGAAAAGGACGUUUGUCAGAGUUGUGCAGUCGUAGAAAUCAAGACAGACUGUAUUUACAGCUCUUCUCCGGCCAUGGACGAUUCUGCUCCAGCCACAAAGGGAGCGAACGGAGCCUCGACAGCAUGUGAAGUGGUUCCCUCCGUUCAGAGCUCCGGGGAGUGUGGCUUUAUCCCGCUGGAAUACCGGAAUGAGAUAGUACAACUUGUUAAACUAGCGGGGCCAGUGGUCAUUUCCCAGUUGAUGGUGUUUAUGAUCAGUUUCGUCAGCACAGUGUUCUGUGGUCACCUGGGGAAAACUGAACUUGCAGGAGUAUCAUUAUCAAUUGCGGUGGUUAAUGUGACUGGUAUUUCCAUUGGAACUGGUUUAUCGUUAACCUGUGAUACCCUCAUAUCUCAGACGUAUGGGAGCGGUAACUUGAAGCGUGUGGGUGUGAUUCUCCAGAGAGGGGUUCUGAUUCUGCUGAUGGCCUGUUUCCCCUGCUGGGCUGUCUCAUCAACACUGGAGCCUCUCUUACUUGCUGUCAAACAGAGCCCAGAGGUUGCCAGUCUCUCCCAGCUGUACGUGAAGAUCUUCAUGCCUGCUCUGCCGGCAGCUUUUAUGUACCAGCUGCAAGGGCGGUAUCUUCAAAAUCAGGGAAUUAUAUGGCCUCAGGUUAUAACUGGAGCAAUUGCAAAUGUCCUUAAUGCAAUCAUCAACUACAUCUUCCUCUUUCGUCUGGAUUUGGGGGUUGCAGGAUCUGCAGCAGCCAAUGCUAUCUCUCAGUAUUUGCUGGCUGUGGUCUUGUAUGUUUACAUCAGCUGGAGAGGUCUGCAUAAGGCCACAUGGGGAGGUUGGUCACUUGACUGUCUGCAGGAGUGGGGACCCUUCGUCCAGUUGGCCAUUCCCAGUAUGCUCAUGCUUUGUCUGGAGUGGUGGAUGUUUGAGGUGGGAGGAUUCCUGGCAGGUGUUAUUAGUGAGACUGAGCUGGGAGCUCAGUCGAUAACAUAUGAGCUGGCUGUUGUAGCUUACAUGUUCCCACUGGGAUUCUCUGCUGCUGCCAGUGUACGGGUUGGGAAUGCUCUUGGUGCAGGAAACAUAGAGCAGGCCAAAUUAUCAUGCAAAGUCCCUGUCAUCUGUGCAUUCAUAAUUGCAUGUUUUGUUGGAGCUAGUCUCAGCAUCGCCAAAGAUGUCAUUGGAUACAUUUUCACCACGGAGCAAGAUAUUUUACAGAGGGUGGCUGAUGUCAUGUUUAUAUUUGGUUUCAUGCAUCUUGCUGAUGCUGUUGCGGGUGUGGUUGGAGGUGUUCUGAGAGGAGCAGGAAAACAGCUGGUUGGUGCUCUGUGUAACCUGGUAGGAUACUACUUCAUUGGUUUCCCCAUUGGUGUGUCACUGAUGUUUGCAGCAAACAUGGGGAUUGUGGGACUAUGGACAGGACUUACCAUUUGUGUGCUAAUGCAGUCAAUUUUCUUCAUCGCAUUUCUGUAUAAACUGGAUUGGAAGAAAGCUGCUCAGGAGGCUCUUGUGAGAGCAGGAGUCCAAAUCAAAGAAGAAAAAGAGAUGGUCAGGAUGGAAAAUACAGACCCCAAUCACAACCAGGCCCAGGUCAGUACCACUACAUCCAGCUGUGAGAGUGCUGAGGAGGAUCACACAUACCAGGAGGUACAUGGUCCAAACCAGGAUAAAUCCACCACUACUACAGUUGGAGAUGUUCUCUCAGUAACACAACUGGUUUUACGGCGAGGAUCGGCAUUGCUGGUUAUGGUCGUCAUCCUCGUCGCUGGAAUCUUCGCCAGCAACUUCUUCAUCAGACUGUUGAAAUAAGUCGUCUAAUGAUGCAAAUCUGCCAAUCAGACUGAUCUGUCAAAUCUGUCCAACCUUUGAUAGCCAAUCAGCUAUCAAAAGUUGUCACAUUUGAUACUAUAAAGUUCCACUGAACAGUAUUGUUGUGUUAACACUGAAUGCCCUUGUAGUAGGAAAGGGUUACUUGUGCUGCUGAUCCAACUGAGGAUCAACACCUCAGUCUACAGCUUUGGUGCAGCCAUCAGCCCUCUCAUACUGUAGGUAAGUGGGCAGCCACUCAGUGACAGCAAGCAGAUUUAAACAAGGUGACAAGUCGAACAAGUAGGAAGUCAGAGGGACCCAGAUAUGUUUUAGGAGUUAGCAGACCAAACCAGUACUGAAAUGCAAAUGAUUGAACUUGGGAGUAUUGGGACACUCAUGUUGUACUGUCUGUUAAAUGUAUGAGUAACAUCAGGCAGGUUUUUGUUAUCAAGAUAGCCAUAACAAAAGCCAAUGUAGAACUUAAUGCCAGUGCUUUUGUACUGUGAUUUUUUUAGAGGUAAAAAAAAUGUAAGGAACCUUCGGCCAUGCUGUUUGCCUCAGUGUUCAAACAUUAUGUCUGAAUGACCACAACAAGCACUAAGAAUAAAGUGCAGACGUUUUUACAUAUUUCAUAUAGUGCAUGCUAAAGUUAAGUAGCUCAGUUAGAAUUCCAAAAUGUUUUUAAUUGCAUAGAAACAAUUUUGAGAUGUUUACAUUUUGUUCCAUCAGUUCAAGUGGAUAUAAAUGUAAGUGUAUUUUUCAGUUAUAAUAAUAGGAAUAAAUAGUGACAUCAAAUGCUCCACAGCGGGACAACUGAGAGACUUCUGUCAUCAAACCGUUGUCAUUGCAAGACCAAAACACUACUGUGAUAUUUAUUUUAACCUUAGUGGCCUUUGUGGCUACUGUUGCAUUGCAUAUGUAGAUGAUUGUCUUCCUCUUCCUGAAUCAAUCCGUGGUAUUUAGUAUGCACAGGAAUUGCAUUUAGUGAUCUCUAAAUGUUUUUAUUUCAGCAAUACAUCCACCACUUAGAAGAAAAAAAUAAAUGAAGUUGCCAAAUAGCAAAGACAGUGAUCAAAGUGAAAUUCAGCAAUACCAAAAAAGUUAUGUAAGCAAUACACUGACCGAAUAUAAAUAAAUAGAAUGAUUAAUAUAA